Messenger RNA from Cicer arietinum (chickpea), 1645 nucleotides. RefSeq lists its product as uncharacterized. NCBI's taxonomy places the organism in Eukaryota, Viridiplantae, Streptophyta, Magnoliopsida, Fabales, Fabaceae. The record is from RefSeq and is a predicted model, not a curated record.
CCAGUCCUAAACCAACAUUUGUUCAAUGCACAUGAUAAAUUUUGUCGACUAGAAUGAGAAGCAGCUAGCUAGAUAAUACACUUAUGUUGUAUAAAGAAGCAUUAAAGCUUUGGAGAAAUACAAAGAAAGAAGCAAUAAAGGCAUUUUAUUUUUGCUUCUUUGUGCAAUUUGUGCAAUUGGUACUGUGAUACAUCAAAUAGACCAAAACAUUUCCUUAGUCACAAAGUAACAUAUUUCUUUUUUUGUCAUUCUAAAAAAAAAACAUAUUAGGAUGUCAUUUUCAUCCUUACACUUCACUUUUUUUACCUUAACUUUAUAGCUUUAGUUUCAACACCUUCCUCUACCCUUUUGAUAAUUUUUCACUCCUGUUCUAUUCUACUAGUAUGUUUUUAAAAGCAAAACAUCUACUUAAAUAACUCCAACAUUACAAGAACAGAAAGAUUCUAAAUUCCAAAAACACAAUUUCAUCAUGGCCAAGAAAGUUUCUCUAUGCCUCCUGUUCCUCUCUUUUCUCAUUUUCUUCUGUUCAGCAGGAAACAAUGCAUUUUCAACUUCUGUUGGAACCAAAUUUCACCACAAAAACAGGAUCUCAAAAUCUCAGAUUUGGUAUUUGGUAACAGAUCACACAAAUCAUCAAACCAUAGUACAAAACAGAAGAGUUCUACAAGAUAUAAACAACUCACCAACAACAACAAAUCCAGCAUCAGUAACACCAUCAACAAUAACUCCACCAGACACACCAACCAUAAUCACAGUUCCUUCAGCAAAUCCUGUCACAGUUUCUCCAACAAAUCCAACACCACUACCUGUUACAAAUCCAGUUACAGCUACUCCUAUUACAGUUCCAGGUACACAGCAACCUGUGAAUUCUUAUCCACCUCCAUCACCACCAUCAUCAGGAACUGUUCCUGUCACAAAUCCUCAGUUUCAGCCUCCACCUUCAAACUCAAAUUCUCAAUCUCAAGGUAGUUGGUGUGUGGCUAAAACUGGAAUUCCACAAACAACACUUCAAACAGCAUUGGACUAUGCUUGUGGAACAAAGAGUGUAGAUUGUUCACAAAUACAACAAGGUGGAAACUGUUACAAUCCAAACUCACUUCAAAACCAUGCUUCUUUUGCAUUCAAUAGUUACUACAUAAAGAAUCCUGCUUCAACUAGCUGUGACUUUGGAGGGGUUGCUACAAUUGUUACCACUAACCCUAGUUCCGGUACUUGCAUCUAUCCACCAUCUUCAGGAGGAGCAGGCACAUCUGGCUCUGGCACUACAUCACCUUCAACAGGUUUUGGGCCUCAAAGCUCUCCAUUGGAUUCCUCUCAUUCAACUGGCCUUAGACCUUUCCUAGGCUGCAUGAUUAUGAUGACAUUAUUGGUCAGUGGAAGACUUGUUAUAUGAAGCCUAGAUAAUUUGUAUUUGUAUACUAUUCUACAUGCAGGUGUAGAAAGACAGUAGUAGAAUAGAAAAGAGAGUUUGUGAUGAUCGUAACACCCAAAUGAGAUAAUCAGGUUCAGGAAAUGGAGUAGUAAUUUAGGAUUUUAUUGUGUAGAUCAGUGUGCAUUGUGUUUGUCAUGGAAAUUCAUUUGCAUAUACAUGGAAACAUUGUUAUAAUUAUUCAACGAAAUAACUCACGUGGGUAGAGUUUUUAAA